Cladocopium goreaui is the source of this 1710-nucleotide messenger RNA. NCBI's taxonomy places the organism in Eukaryota, Dinophyceae, Suessiales, Symbiodiniaceae. The record is from the annotation of a GenBank genome assembly.
GCAAGGGACGCAGAGCACGCUGCAGAAGCGGCAGCAUCCCCGCCGGAGACAACGCCGGAGAAGCCCAAGGCGAAAGCGGCUCCCAAAGCCGCAGCAGCUGAGCCCAAGGCCAAGCCAAAGGAGGCAGCCAAGGCUGCUGCCAAGCCGAAGGCAAGUCCGAAGGAGGAGCCGAAGAAGCCGGAACCCAAGGCCCAGCCCAAGGCCAAGGGAAAGGCAGCUCCGGAGGCUCCCAAGCCGAAGGAGGCGGCAAAGGCGAAGGCUGAUCCGAAGGCGAAGGCGAAGGCAGCAGCGAAAGUGGAGCCACCACCUCCUGCUCCGGAGCCACCUGCGCCACCGAAGGCCAAGGCCCUCGCAAAGGCAGAGCCGAAGCCAUCUGCACCCAAGGCUGCUGCAAAAUCAAAGGCCGGAGCCGCCAAGAAGGAGGAGAAGGAGGAUCGACCUGAGCGUGUUCAGGUGGUGCAGCCCUUUGAAGUCGAUGAUGGAACCGGUGGCGAAUGGGAGCAAUCCACGGGCCUUUCCAAGCAAGCGCAGAAGCGAAAGGAGAAGCAGGAGCAGAUGAAGGAGGAGCAGGCCCAGCGUGGAAAGGAGCAAAAAUUGAUCCCUGGCAUGGUUCCCACCAACACUGUGCCGGGCAUGGCUCCACCAAAGGCGGCGUCCAAGGAGGAUAUCGCCGCAUUUAUGGCCAAGGUGGCUGCGAAGGGCGCUGAAGCCAGACAGGGCGUUGAGGCAGAACAGGCCGAAAAGAGCAGCUUCCACACUGCCACUAUCAAGGUGCCCGAGAACAAGAUUGGAAUCGUCAUCGGACCAAAAGGCUCCAAGAUCAAGCUCAUCCAGGAGAAGACGGGAGUGAAGAACAUCGACACCAACGGUGAGAUUUUUACAAUUGUGGGCCCUCAGGAGGCAGUGGAAAUGGCUCACAUGGCGAUCAAGGAGCUGGUAGAGAAGGGUUACUGUGCUAUGGCUUUCGAGGACUUCAAGGAGGAGGGCGUGAUGAUGCACCCCUCCAGCUUCCCAGAUAUCAUUGGCAAGCAAGGCGUUACAAUCAAGGCCUUCAAAAGUGAGCUGCACGUCGAAGUGACCAUCCCGGAGGUUCCGAAGAACGCCACCCAGCAAAACAAGAAGUACAAAGUAACCUUGGCAGGGAAGGCGGAUGAUGUGCGUAAGGCGAAGGACGUUCUGGAAAACAUCAGGAAGUAUGGCUAUCAUGAGAUCACACACCCCGGGCAGACCCAUGAAGAGAUGGAAGUUGAAGCAUGGGCCUACAAGUAUCUCAUUGGCAAGGCCGGCUCUGAGCUCCGCCACAUCCAGAACAACUACAAGGUCAAGGUGAACAUCCCGCGAGAGCACUCUGCUUGCCAGAAUGUUGUGAUUGUUGGUGAUGCUAUCGAUGUGUCUCGUGCCAAAGAUUACAUUGACAACUUGAUGUGGAAGGCGCAGAAUGCGCCCACAGGACGGCAGGGUCAGGAUUCCGCGAUUGACCCUUGGGGCGAGGAAGGAGAAGAGGAGGACACAGAGAAUGGUUCAGUCGCAGACAGAUCAGAAGAACCAUGUAGGCUGCAGUCACUUCCACCACUUUCUGCCUACUGGUCAGUGGACUUCGUUUAUCUUUAUUUUGGAUAUCUACAGUUGAUAUGUGAUAUAUUAUGCAACUGCAGUUUCUGCACUACAGAUCUGUCGGAUGUCUUGUGUGAUUUGUGUGUCAUGAUUUAG